Stylophora pistillata is the source of this 1466-nucleotide messenger RNA. RefSeq names its product WASH complex subunit 3. Gene Ontology annotation, cellular component: WASH complex. Lineage: Eukaryota; Metazoa; Cnidaria; Anthozoa; Scleractinia; Pocilloporidae. Gene Ontology annotation, biological process: actin filament polymerization; exocytosis. The record is from RefSeq and is a predicted model, not a curated record.
CCGAACGAACCGAAAGCGAAUGGUACGGAGGCUGACACGGAGGCCACAGUAACUGACCUUAAUUUUGAUUUCUUUCCAGUGGGUUGCCGCCUUAAAGAAACGUGGAAUAGAUAUUAAUUACCAGCAGUAGUUCAAUUUAUUAAUAGAUAAGGAAAAAUGGACAGCGAUGGUCUACCUAUCGUAGGGCCAAAUGUGGAUUAUACCAAGGUUGGGCCAAUAAACCACAAGAGAACCUUGGCAUUCCUUAAUCAUUUUAUUACUCACUCUGUUAGAUUUCUGAAUAGAUUUUCAUGUGUUUGUGAAGAGAAAUUAGCAGAUUUAUCCAAUAAAAUUCAGAGAAUUGAAAUAAUGAUGAGCAUUUUAGAAGCUAAGUUAGCAUCUAUCCCAGGCCUUGAGGAUGUAACAGUGUCAACACCUGCACCAAGUCAGCCUGAAGCAGCUGCUCCUGCUCCUGCUCCGGGCAUGGCUCCUCCUCCAGCUCCUGGUGCACCACAACCAUCAGCAGAAGCAUCCCUUCCACCUCCCACAGAAGAACCAGCUCCUGAACCAGAGAAACCAGCAAUGACUGUUUCCAAAGAUCCAAGAUAUGCCAAAUACUUUCAGAUGAUUAAAGUGGGUGUCCCACUGAUGGCAAUUGCUCCCAAAAUGCAAGCAGAGGGCCUAGACCCAAGUUUGCUAGAGAAUCCUGAUGCUCCAGCCCCCGAUGGUGGCCCAGUACCGGCGCAGGAGGACGACUCUGACUCAGAGAUGUCAUCAACUUCUUCCUUUAGCGAUGCCGAUUGAUAGAAUGGUAGUCCAAUAUAAAGCGCGUGAUUCCUGUCUAACACAGCCUUAAAUGAAAUUUCAAACAAACUUAAUACUAAAUGGGUUGAAGAUUGUGAAUCGUUUAUUUGCCAAUAAACUAUUGGCAAAUAAACGAUUAAAUUCUUGACUCUUUUCAAAGUUAAGAUUUUUUUCUAUUAGGAUAGAUGCCAGCUAAAAUAUUCUUUUUCUUCCUACCCGAUCCAUUACGUCAGCAGUCAAGACUUCUUCGUCUUUUUUUGUGGUUUUUUGUUUCUCUUUAUUCUCCGCUUGUUAGUCUAUUUAACAAAUAUAUCCCAUGUCGCUUUGCGUCUGUAGAACACGGACUAUGUCGAAAUCUGGUAAGAACGAAAAAGGGGCACACGAGGGCGGAGCCGAGUGUGUCAUUGAUGUUCUUGUUACAUUUGACGUCUUCUAUGGCCCUUCCUGAACAGACCCACCGCAACGUUUAGUCUACUUUGUGUUAUAUCAUCAAAAAGUAAAAAUUCUGUUAAUGUUGAUGUCAUUCUAUUCGUCUGUCCUCCAGUCGAUCAUAAGUAAGAAGUGAGAACCAAUCAAAGGGCCUGCAUAAUUUAGCUCUUCAUCUGAAUGUAGAAAUAUUAUUUUUGUUCAUAGUAAACGUUAAGGUAACACAAAUGAAUAAAUGCUGAUAGUUUCUAAAGAAA